UCUUGUUCUAUCUAUAAAUCUUUGGGUUGCUUCACUGUUAAUCUACAAAAUUCCCUAAUCCUUGUUGGGUUGAAAAUUGUUGAUUUUUCAGUUAGUUAGGAAUCAAAGUUAUGCCAAAAGAAGCGCCUUCCUCAAGCAGAUGUUCGUUAAUGUUUUCCACUAAAAUGGACGACAGAGGAUGGACUCUGCUACACAUCGGAGCUCGAAAAGGUGAUCUGAAAUUGGUGGAGCGACUCCUCGACGAAGGCAUGGAUGUCAACGUGCGGGCAUGGACGGGAAGUAACUCAGGAGGGUUAACCCCUCUUCACCUUGCUGCACAGGGUGGCCACCUUCAAGUCAUGGAAGAGUUACUGGAACGCGGAGCAAACAUUGACGCAAGAACCAAAGGGGCUUGUGGCUGGACUCCUCUGCACAAUGCCGCUGAGAAGCGAUGCAAGGCAGCGAUCAAAUUCUUGAUUGAGAAUGGAGCGUUCUUGCCACCGGACAUUGAAGACUAUAGAUUCAAUCCACCUCUCUAUCAUUGCCCUGGUCUCGAAUGGGCUUAUGAGGAGAUGAAACGGUUCCAACAAGAAAAGGGAAAGCUUCAAUCUGAUCUUACCAAAAAAAGGAAGCUUCAAUGUGACGAUGAUGAUGAGGGUUCUUGUUACUACAGUACUAAUGAAGGCUAUUGCUACUAUACUCCCUCAAAGUUAAGCGAAGGAUCUCCAGGUUUUAUAUAUACAGCAAGAGUUUUAACAAAUGGAAACUCUCCCAUUUGGACUCUCUGUCUCUGUACUAUUUUCUUCAUCUUGAUUUUCAUGUCAAGCACUGAAGAUGAAAUUUGCUGCUACGAUGGCUCGAUUCUAACAAGUGUUGGCCAUAUGAGGUCGAUUCGGCAGUUCCAAUAAUAAAAUUAGUUUUUGAAAAAAAAAAA
Messenger RNA from Macadamia integrifolia, 913 nucleotides. RefSeq names its product phytochrome-interacting ankyrin-repeat protein 2-like. Lineage: Eukaryota; Viridiplantae; Streptophyta; Magnoliopsida; Proteales; Proteaceae. The coding region runs from base 111 to 887 and encodes 258 amino acids. Gene Ontology annotation, molecular function: protein binding. The transcript has a single exon. The record is from RefSeq and is a predicted model, not a curated record.